Molecule: messenger RNA, 912 nt
Organism: Naegleria lovaniensis
Lineage: Eukaryota; Heterolobosea; Eutetramitea; Acrasida; Naegleriidae
Exons: 1
Coding region: 1-912 (303 amino acids)
Source: RefSeq, a predicted model, not a curated record
AUGGAAAGAAACCAAACGGACUCAACCACUUCCAAUGAUCCAUACAACACCACAGCAACCACAACCCUACGUCCAGCACAACAACAGUUGGAAUCUACCUCAACAGAAAGACCAUUAUUGAAACCGCAACCUCAUGGAUCAUCACUUACUGAGUGGAAUUAUUCAACAAUGUUGACGCCAGGUGAGGCCUCUGUAUCAUCGCCAGCGUCACUAUUACAUAAUAACAAUAUUGAAACUACCAUUUCACAACCACCACGAGAUGAUAAAGGUAUUCCACUCGAUCAUCAUCAUCAACAACAACGAGCAACAUCUUUGAACUUUAUUGAAACUAUCAGUCCUUCUUCUAUUCAAUAUUCUAGUCCAGCUAUUUUUGAUAAAGGCCAGGGACCAUCGAAAACAUGGAGCGGCGCAGGAUUUCAACAAGCAUCAACAUCUUCAUCCUCCUCGACCAUACCUCUUGUCACGACUGGAACACCACAAUUUUAUGGAGACAGUUCUGAGAAGAGAAUUGAUUCCCUUCAAUUAGUGCCAUUCGAAGCAGAUCAUGAAAUGGAAGAAGUUGAUAUUCACACCACAGAAGAGGAUACUUCUACAUUGCAAACAUUGAGAAGACGAUCGUCUUUACUUGCUCGGCCUUCAAAACAUGUGAAAUUAUAUUUUGGACUUGCCAUUGCUGUGGCCAUGUUGGUAUGGAUGGUCCCAUGUUUGUCACUUCUUCCCUUACUUGCCUUUUACGGAUACUUUAAGAAUUCACACAACCCAAGAGAAAGAAAAUUUGCUAGGUUUUCAAAGAAAGCAAUUUAUUUCCUCAUUCUGUUUGAUGUCAUCAUGUUCAUUGUGCUAUUCGUAAGUGUGAUCAUUUAUGUUCUUGCAAAGGAAAGAAACAAACCCAAUUUCAAUUUGUACCAAUAA